Molecule: messenger RNA, 677 nt
Organism: Patella vulgata (common limpet)
Lineage: Eukaryota; Metazoa; Mollusca; Gastropoda; Patellidae
Product: DNA-directed RNA polymerase II subunit RPB7
Exons: 8
Coding region: 64-582 (172 amino acids)
Biological process (GO): transcription initiation at RNA polymerase II promoter; positive regulation of nuclear-transcribed mRNA poly(A) tail shortening; positive regulation of translational initiation
Cellular component (GO): P-body; RNA polymerase II, core complex
Molecular function (GO): translation initiation factor binding; single-stranded RNA binding; single-stranded DNA binding
Source: RefSeq, a predicted model, not a curated record
GAAAAUUAAAUUAUUAAUGGCGACUUCCAUUACCUUGUGAAAGCGCACAUUAUAUUUUCUAAAAUGUUUUAUCACGUUUCUCUUGAGCAUGAAAUUCUUCUCCAUCCUAGAUAUUUUGGACCCAAUCUCUUAAAUACAGUGAAACAAAAAUUAUUUACAGAAGUAGAAGGAACAUGUACAGGAAAGUAUGGUUUUGUUAUUGCUGUGACAACCAUUGAUAAUAUUGGUGCUGGUCUAAUUCAGCCUAGUCGAGGUUUUGUACUAUAUCCAGUAAGAUAUAAAGCCAUUGUAUUCCGACCUUUCAAAGGUGAAGUAUUAGAUGCAGUUGUUACCCAAGUAAACAAGGUUGGCCUAUUUACAGAAGUUGGACCAUUAUCUUGCUUUAUUUCUCGACACUCUAUUCCAGCUGAUAUGGAAUUUGAUCCAAACUCAAAUCCACCAUGUUACAAAACAAAAGAUGAAGAUAUUGUGGUACAACAAGAUGAUGAAAUAAGAAUCAAAAUAGUAGGAACUAGAGUUGAUGCCAAGGAUAUAUUUGCUAUUGGUACAUUAAUGGAUGAUUAUCUAGGUUUGGUUAGCUAAGAUCUGUUAUUCCUGUAUCAUUACUUAUCAUCACUACCAUUAUGUAAAUAAAACAUCUGUAUUAUAAAACAAUAAAAUAACUGUAUAUACAAGAA